Messenger RNA from Cryptosporidium ubiquitum, 2367 nucleotides. RefSeq lists its product as uncharacterized. Lineage: Eukaryota; Apicomplexa; Conoidasida; Eucoccidiorida; Cryptosporidiidae. Bases 1 to 2367 code for a protein of 788 amino acids. The transcript has a single exon. The record is from RefSeq and is a predicted model, not a curated record.
AUGAGUAUAAUUGAUGACCAAAGUUUUGAUCCAAAUACCUCAGAGAUGGCCUUAAUGGAGGUAAUGGCAAAGAGUUUGCAUCAUGUUUUUGAGACUUUUCAGUAUGAGGCCAGCACAUUAAGGAAUAAAAGUGACCAAGCGAUAUCUAAAUCUCUGGAGCAGUAUGUGUCCAGUUUAAAGAAUGUGUUUUCGGAGUCAUUUAGUAAUUUGAGCACUUAUAUAGGAAAUCCUGGUGAACUACAGGAAUCAAUGGAUAUGUUCUUUUUCAGUGCAUAUAUAUUUGAGCUAUUUUAUGUAGUAUUUUACUCCAGUGAAGAGGAAUUAACAGAUAGUCUGUUUAAGUGGUACCUUAAAUAUGGAAUGAGAGAUUCAGUUUCCCAACUUGUUGGACAGUUAACUGAAGCUUCUGACAACUUUCUGGAUUUCCAAGAAUCUGGGAAAGUAUCGGAAGCUAGACAUGCAGAGGAAAGGCUUGGAAAACUCCUCACUAGGGCUUUAUUGUUAGGGGAGAUUGAGCUUUUUAAUUCCAGUAUUUGGAGUCUGUUUCCAAAUGAUAAAUUUAUACUUUCGUUAAGUAACUUACUAAGUCAUCAUUCAAAAGAGCUUCCCCCUAUUAGUAGAAGCCUCUCCAAAGAGCUUCAGCUUUUAAAAAAUAACCUUCCAACAGUGGUUCAGACUUCUUUGGAGGGACUUUUUGGUAAUGGCAGUGUGAUUCAAGAUUGCUCAGAUUCUUGGUUAGAAGCUUUUGUGUUUUCUUCCAAAUAUGUUUCAGGAAUAAGCUUGGAUAACUUUCCUCAAUUUUUGUCAAUUUACCUGGAUUGUUUAAGCCAAGAUACAUCUCCAGUACCUGGAAUAAAUUCUUCUGUUGCAAGAUCAUCACAAAAUAAAAGAUCAUCUAUUCUCAGGAAAGCCCCUCAAGAUAUGCUAGAACAUGAACUUGGUGCUUUGUAUCUGCUUUCUAGAGAUUUAAGUAAGUUUAUUGUCCAUCUAUACGAAUCAUCUGAACUUUAUGGACCAUUUCUUGCUGCUCAUUUAUUUGAUCCUCUCUUUUAUGAGGGUUUUCUUGAGGAGGUACCUUUGGAACUUAAAUCAAAAAAUCUGAGAUCCAGAGUUUUGAUGAAUUAUACUCUUUGGUUAGUAGAGACAGAUCUUUGCGACCCUGCAAUAUACUUACAGGAAUGCUCAGACUCACCGGAUUUAAAAGAAGAUAUUCUCAGAGCCCUAACUUUGAUUUCAAAUAAAAUUCCUUUACUGUUUGAGUAUGUAUCAGAUAACCUUGAAACAGAGGCUGAAAAUAUCUUUUUGAAUAAUGGGGAAUCAAAUGAUCCUAAAUGUGAACAGUGUUUUCUAAAUGAAUACAUUCCAGACUGGAACAUGGACGAAUCGAUUUCUGUUUUUUUCAAGCUAAUCAGAGAAUUCAUUCCUCAGAUUGUGCCUCUAAAAGACCAACAAAUUGACUUCUCCAGAAAACUUAUAGUUGAGAGAUUUAAUCAAGCAACUUUAGAGCUCCAGAAAUCAUUUGAAUCUAAAACAUCUCUCAAGCAACACCUUUUACUGUUAGAGAAAGUCAUUCUACUUUUAGAGCUGGCAAGAAUUGAAAACACAAACCAGGUAAUAUCUAUGUGGAUAAUUUUGGAGCAUUAUGUAAAUGUUCCUCCUACUCUGUUCCUAAACAUAAUUGCUGAAAAAGGAGAUAUAUACUCUCAAUACAAUUUUCAAGAAAAACUUCCGGAAGAAUACAUGUUGGAUUUGGAUCUAACAAAAGAUGUGUCUCUUGAGAAGCAACUUGUUCUUAUUACCGAAUUCUAUCCCCAAAGAGGGAUUUUGGAAACAAUUUCCCAACUAAUUCCUGAAUUCUCUGGACAAGGAUCAAACCUAAAGAUUCCUCCAUUCUUUAAAACGAUGAUAGAGUUUUCUCAGCAUAUUAACUCUAUAUUCUGGACUCUUCUUUCUCCUUCCUGGAAUCCAGAAAAACAACUUUGGGAAACAGAGUCUAAUAUCAAUAAAGAUACUCUUUCGAAAUUGAGCUGUUUAAAACAGCCUUGCCAAGAUUGUUGUCCUGACCAAUUAUCCUCAGACGAUGAGAUGCUGGAUAGCGCUGCUAAGAUGAUUUUAUCAGCAAAUCCGAACGCUAUCCCUCAAAUCCUGAUACCACUAUAUUGUCUAUACUGCCAAAAACUACUUGAAGGACAUAUAUCUGGGAGCAUUCAGAAUUUAGAUGUAAUCUCCCGUAUUUCUUCGAGCUGGAUGGACAUUUUCCUUGCUCAUGCAAUUUCCGAUACACAUCAUCCUUUUAUUAACAAUCCAGAUUUAAAUUCAACUAUUAUUGCUAAGGUUUCAGACAUUGUCAACAAAUCUUUCCUGUAA